AGCACGAAUUCGACGUGUAUUAUGCCGCGUAAUAUUAAAAUUAUCUAGUGAUAUUUAUGCAGUAUAAAACCAUGUGCAUACGUACGCUAGACGCGCAUAGACGAUGACUUAAUAUCAAGUGUUAUAACCAGUUUUCGACGAGCCAGGUUCACUGGACACAGUCUGCUGUAGGUAGGUACGACCUAACCACGCACGUGAUACCGGGUAACGCCAUCGCACGCAACAUUUUUGAGGUAAUAUUAUACAGUCGCAUAACUAUAACGCAGUCGCCUCAUCAUCAGCUCCUCGACCGGACGCGGUGGUUUUUAUCAUCCGACGGCGGCCGGCCUAUUCGUGUUGUUUUUAAUGAUAAUACAAUUAUAGUGUCGUGCGUGUGAGUUCAUUCUGAAACCACCAAUCGUCUGAGAUCAGCGUUCUCCCGCUUCGGGUCCUACUGCUGUGGCUGCAUGGAACUAUACCAACAUCGCUACUAGUUACAAUAAUAAUAUCAAAAGCGACACACAGCGAUGAGGGAGGACGUUCCAGCGACGAACACAGAUCGUCUCGUGAUGGGACAGCCGAAGACCGGCGACGGCGGCGACAAGGAACCGCUGCGCAAGAUGCUGCUACGGAACUUGACCGUCGAACCGAUGUUGUUCCCGUACCUGAUAGCGUCCAUACUGGUCAUAUUGGCCAACCAGAACCUUAACAUCCAGAAGGCGUGCCGGGUGGACCUGAAACUGAGCACGGAAAUAUGCGACGACCUGGAGAACAAGGACAAGAACAGCAGCAUGCUCACCGACAGCGAGAUCGCCGUGCAGAAGCUGGUCGCUGACAUGCUCAUCUGGCAGACGAUACUGCAGAGCAGCGUGCCGGCCGUCUUCGUGCUGUUCCUAGGCUCGUGGAGCGACCGGAACCGUUUGCGGCGGCCGUGCAUGUUGCUGCCCGUCUACGGCGAGGUGGCCCGGAACUUGGGCCUGCUGGUUUGCGUCUACUUCUUUGACGAGCUGCCCAUGAACGUGACGGGCCUGUGGCAGUCGCUGCCGAUCGCCGUCACCGGUUACUGGACUGUCUUGUACAUGGCCGUGUUCUCGUACGUGGGCGACCACAGCACGGAACAAAAUAAAACCUUAAGAGUUGGUCUAGUAAACGCGACAAUGGCCUUAUGUCUUCCUAUAGGUACUGGUUUGUCAGGUAUAUUAUAUCGUGAACUUGGAUUUACUGGAGUAUACAUCAUAGCUUUGAUACUCUGUUGCAUCAGUAUUUGGAUGGCUCACAUUUUCGUUCACGAUACAAAACAGAUAAAAUUCGAUUCGGGUAUGAAACAUAAAAGGUCUUAUUGGUCUCGUAUCAAGUUCUUUUUCAGUUUAAAUCACAUAGUUGACGCGUUCAAAGUGACAUUCAAAAAGGAAAAAAACAAUAGAAGAAUGAAAGUUAUCGCUUUGACGUUGCUCAUAACUGGAAUCAUGGGCCCAUUGCAAGGUGAGAAAGGCGUUGCGUAUUUGUUUACUCGAGUCAAGUUUAAUUGGAACGAAGUAGAAUUCAGCGUGUACUCGACCACCACGAUGUGCAUCAAUCUCGUGGGAACAUUUUUUGUUCUCGGGGUCGUAGUCAGAAAGUUCGGCGUUGACGACGCGUUGAUCGGCACUGUGGCUACCACUGGAAAAUUAAUUUCGCAAUUCAUAUUCAUAUCCGCCACUAGUGUAGUCGUGUUCUAUUCAGGGGCGCUUGUGAACUGCUUACAAGGACCGGCCAUCAUUUCCAUGAAAUCGAUCAUAAACAAAAUAAUUCCGGCCCAAGAACUUGGUCAAGUCAGCGCAGUCACAGGCAUCGGGGAAAACGUUGUACCCAUUUUGUGUGGUCCAUUGUAUAGUUACGUGUAUGAAUCCACCGUGGACUACUUCCCCAGCGCUUAUUUCUUAGUCACUGCGGCCAUAACGGUCCCGACCAUUUUUCUCUAUCUGUGGCUCUAUAUGCAGCACAGAAAGGAAAUCAGAGAAUCGUACGAACCAUUACCCGAUACAGCUGAUAUUUUGAAAGACCCAAAUGGUGCUGUCACUACAUACGGGGCGAUAAAACAGUAACAGUUGAUUGUAUUAUUUAUUGAUGGGGUAAAAUGUGAUGCGAGUUAUUAACGAGUAACAAAUAAUAUUAAUAGGUAGGCACUUACCUACUAUUCGUCAAAGCGAUACGGCUGAUUUCUCAUUCCAUCCGUAUACCUAACUCAACGUCUCAACAUAAGUUCCUAUCGAUCUGUUGACUGUAUAUUAUAACAUCACAUACUAUUAUAGGUACAAAUUUACAAUAUACUAAUAAUAUAAAUGCCAUGACCUAGUAUUAUAAUAUUAUUAUGUAAAUCAAUCGUGUCGAUUAGGUUAUAAAAUUAUGUGUUAUGCAUUGUAUUGUAUUGUUUUUUUGCUAAAUUACGUGGGCCAAUUAAUCUAAUUAUAUGAUACUAUUGAUUAAGUAACUACCUAUACAUUAUAUUGCAUACUCAGUCAAUAGUACAAUAUUUGAGAGUUUGUAAUUUUUCAUGUAUUAUAUUCAUAUUAUUUAUCAAUGUAUGUACCUAUAUGGUAUUAUGGUUAAUGUUUAUUAUUAAAUGUGUAAUAUAAUAUUAAGUAUAGAUGAUUCACUGAUUGCCAAUUGGUGUAUAUCUGUAUUUUGGUGUGUUACAAAUUAUAAUUUAUUGUUGAACAAUAUUAUAGUAAAUAAUAGAAUUUUACGUCAUCACAUUCAACUUAUCAAGAAAAAUGUAUCUAAACAAUUUCUUUACUUAUAUUUUUGUUAAUUUAUCUAUACAAUAAAAACAUUUUUUUUACAAUUAA
Molecule: messenger RNA, 2807 nt
Organism: Acyrthosiphon pisum (pea aphid)
Lineage: Eukaryota; Metazoa; Arthropoda; Insecta; Hemiptera; Aphididae
Product: hippocampus abundant transcript 1 protein
Exons: 8
Coding region: 507-2063 (518 amino acids)
Biological process (GO): transmembrane transport
Cellular component (GO): membrane
Molecular function (GO): transmembrane transporter activity
Source: RefSeq, a predicted model, not a curated record